AUGGCCGCCGUGGACCCUGCUGCUGACAUGGCAGACAGUUCACAAAAUGAAACGCUUAUUGACGUGACCAACUUUACCCUAGGAGAACUGGACAUAACUUCUGAAGAAUUCCUCCUGGAUGAAGUGGAUGUUCACAUCCAAGAAAACUUGGAAGAUGAACUUGUUCAAGAAGCACUCAAGUCUGGCCUCGAUUUACGCCAAUAUUCCAAACAGAUUGAAUCCGAACUCUUAGAUGUGGAAAAUGCUUCCAUUCAGGACUAUAUCAAGGAGAGUCAGAACAUUGCCAGUUUACACAAACAGAUUGCAGCAUGUGACACAGUUUUAGAGCGCAUGGAGUUAAUGCUGAACAGCUUCCAGACAGACUUGGGCAGUAUUAGUCAUGAAAUCCAGUCCUUACAAGAGCAGAGUAUCACAAUGAACAUCAAGCUGAAAAACAGGCAAGCCGUGCGAGGAGAGCUCAGUCAGUUUGUCGAUGAAAUGGUGGUCCCAGAAAAAAUGAUCAACAUAAUUUUGGACACUCCAGUAACGGAGCGCGAGUUCCUUGAGCAGCUCCAUGAGUUAAACCAUAAAAUCAACUUUGUGAAAGAACAGUCAUUCAAGGAUGCUCGGUCCUGUCAAGAUGUCAGGGACAUACUGGAGAAACUGAAAAUUAAGGCCAUAGCAAAAAUACGAGAAUUUCUCCUACAAAAAAUAUACCAAUUUCGGAAACCAAUGACAAAUUAUCAGAUUCCACAAAAUGCUUUGUUAAAAUUCAGAUUUUUUAAUGAAUUCUUGAUGGCGAACGAGCGUCACGUUGCCAAGGAGAUCCGUGAUGAGUACAUCGAGACGAUGAGUAAGAUCUAUUACUCAUACUUCAAGGGUUACACGAGUCGACUCAUGAAGCUCCAGUUUGAGGAGGUCGCUGAUAAGGAUGACCUGAUGGGUGUCGAGGACACAGCCAAGAGAGGAUUCUUCUCUAAACCUUCUUUGAAGAAUCGAUCAACUAUUUUCACGGUUGGCAGUCGAGGAGCAGUGCUCACAAGUGAACUAGAAGCUGCUGUGAUAGUUCCACAUGCGGCUCAAAAGGGGGAGCAAAAGUUUGCGUUCGAGGCGCUGUUCCGCAGCCAGCACUACGCCUUGUUAGACAACUCAUGUCGAGAGUACCUCUUCUUGUGUGAUUUCUUCAUGGUGUCAGGCCAGGCGUCACAUGAUCUAUUCAAUGCCAUCAUGGGAAAGACUUUAUCAACAUUCCUGAAACACAUGGAUGUCUAUACAAAUGACUGUUACGAUUCUAUCGCUCUCUUCCUGUGUAUACAUAUCAUCUACCGAUAUCAAGUCAUCAUGCAUAAACGUAACGCUCCAGCUCUUGUAAAAUAUUGGGAGACCCUCCUUGAGCGGUUACUCCCGAGGUUUGAAUACAUCAUGGAUAUGAACAUCCAGAGUGUGAGAGAUUGUGAUCCCCAGAGACUCGGCCACAUUGAUGUCAGGCCACAUUACAUCACAAGAAGAUAUGCUGAAUUCUCUGCUGCCAUCGUUGGAAUAAAUGAGACAUUCCCCAACGACCUCAUCAACCGUCUUCUUGCCCAGCUACAGACGGAGGUGGAAAACUUCAUUCUGAGAAUGGCGGCAGAAUUCCCGCAGAGGAAGGAACAACUCAUAUUUCUCAUCAAUAACUACGACAUGAUGCUGAACGUGAUCAUGGUAAGAAGUGAACGGCGCCCCUAUGAACGGACGACAGAUGACUCGAAGGAGUCUGAAAGUUUUAAGGAAUUACUCGCCGCUCGGACCCAGGAGUUCGUCGAGGAGAUACUCGCGCCACAUUUUGGUGGAAUGAUUGCAUUUGUUAAAGACUGUGAGGUUCAGUUGGAGAGAAAUAAUGUUGAUUAUCUCCGAGCUCAAGAAAGACGAGUAACGCAGCUUGUGCGAGGAUUCAGCGAAGAGUGGAAGAGGUCAAUUGAACUUAUCAACCAAGAUGUCAUGCGGUCUUUCUCCAACUUUAAGAAUGGGACCCAGAUUCUUCAGGGAGCCCUGACCCAGUUGAUCCAGUACUACCACCGUUUCCAAAAGGUGCUCUCACAGAAUCCUUUCAAGAACAUGUCUAUUCGUAGCGAGCUCAUCAACAUUCAUCAUGUCAUGGUUGAAGUGAAGAAACAUAAACCUAACUUUUAGGAAAGUUCAACUUGUUGACUUGAAUUCAUUAACGACAAGUUGUGUGUUUAGACAUUUCUGGUUGACAGAAAAUAUUAAGCUUACUGCAUGUACAUUUGUAACUAAAACAACUACAAGUCAUUGUAAAUAAUCAUGUACAUUAGCUAACAAGUGAAAUUGAAAGUUUGUGUCAGUUUGUCUUUGUUAGGGAAAUAUUCAAUUGUAGAGGGACAGAAGACCAUUGAGAUAUUACAUCACUACUUGGUUGAUGGCUGUUCCAUUAAAAAACGUGCAAUUUGUUAAUAUAUUGUUGUUGUUAAGUAAUCAUUCAAAUAAAUCCACAUGAUACGUACAAACAAGCCUAUGUCUUAU
This is a messenger RNA of Lineus longissimus, 2499 nucleotides long. RefSeq names its product vacuolar protein sorting-associated protein 52 homolog. The record is from RefSeq and is a predicted model, not a curated record. NCBI's taxonomy places the organism in Eukaryota, Metazoa, Nemertea, Pilidiophora, Heteronemertea, Lineidae. Gene Ontology annotation, molecular function: syntaxin binding. Gene Ontology annotation, cellular component: GARP complex. Gene Ontology annotation, biological process: endocytic recycling; lysosomal transport; retrograde transport, endosome to Golgi. The coding region runs from base 1 to 2148 and encodes 715 amino acids. The transcript is spliced from 16 exons.